CGGCGAUCCUCCACCCUUUCUGUCAGUUUCUGUCUUUUCUCUACUCUGUACUAUCAUGCCACUACAGUACUCUCUAAUAAGUAAUAGUCACUCGUUCACUCGUUACUCUCUCCCUCUUGUUCUCUCGCUGAGCGUCUGUACAUAUUCCAACAGUGUCGCAUCUGUGUUUCACCGUCCGGGCACCAUCUGACUCGCUAUCGGUGUUUCUAACAGACUACUUUUAAUAACUGUCGUUCGCACAAUUCUCUUCUAAUUUGAUUUUUACACCUGACAUCGGCAUCGACAUCGACAUCUCUCAACAGCCAGAUCAUUGAUCCUGUCCGCAUCCCCGGAUAUCGCAUUGUUGACACUGUCGAUCGUGAUUUUCAAGACGAUCAAUAUGCGCUUCUUUGUGUUUUUCAGUGUGCUGUGCAUGCUGUUGGGUGUGGUUGCUGGUUAUCAGGGGAAUUCGGGGGAGAUAGCAAGACGAGAUGACACCACUGCGGCAGAAUCAGCAACCACCGGCGACGCUGCCUCUACCACCGAAGCCCCUGCGACUGCGACCGAUUCUGACACUGCCUCUGUUACCGAUGCUACCGAAUCCGCGAGCCAAAGUGAUGCGACCACCGGUACAAACACAAACACCCACACCGCAACAGGAACCGCCUCCAAUACCAAAUCCUCCUCCUCCAACAGCACCUCCAUCGACCCCCGCAUGGGCGUCGGCGGCAUCUCCAUGCUCACCCCAACCCAAGGCGCAACAUCAUACUACAAAAUCGGCGAAAAGGUCACCUUCGCCUGGAACUACACGUCUCUCGCGGUGACCCCCUCUGCCGUCAACGUCGUCGCCUCGUGCAGCAUGAACGACGCAACCUACACCAUCUCAAACAACAUGAGCGUCGCGGAGACGGGAAAAGUAACCUGGGACACGGGUAAGUAUCAGGCGAAUGCGACGGUGCCAUUGCUCACGGCGACGUAUACGUUGGUUGUUUAUGAUGUGGAUGGGGAGAUUGGGGAUACGGCUAGUGCGGGGAGGUUGGGGAGUCAGAAUCAGUUUAGUUUCGGGAUGUAUGUGCCGCAGGCUUAUACGCCGUUGAAUGAAUACAAAUGCGCAACAUGCAACGGUGCCCUCCCUGAACUCGAUGGCCAUGCUGUGCGAUUCGCCAUGGGAAUGGUUACCCUUACGGUACUCAGUUUUACGUGGUUUGCUGGUGGAUAUGGUGUUUUUGCUGUUUGACGCUUUCUCAGAUUUAUGGUGAUUACGGCAUGGCGUUGUAAAUGAUGUUAUGGAUUUGCAUGGUGCAUAUAAGUUAAGAUAGUACAGCAGCAUUAAUGGCAUAUAGCAACUCGGUUCAUUUAGAAUUGUGGGUUUACCGGCUGUAGGUAUGAGUAUGGAGGACCCUGUCUCAUGCACAUGCUGCACAUAACCG
Aspergillus glaucus CBS 516.65 is the source of this 1409-nucleotide messenger RNA. RefSeq lists its product as uncharacterized. The transcript has 3 exons. The record is from RefSeq and is a predicted model, not a curated record. NCBI's taxonomy places the organism in Eukaryota, Fungi, Ascomycota, Eurotiomycetes, Eurotiales, Aspergillaceae. Bases 380 to 1216 code for a protein of 278 amino acids.